GGGCCUGGCGCUCCUCUCAUUUCCCUGGCAAAUGCUGUCACCAGUUCCCCCUUCUAGUCAGAAGUCACACAGAUCUCUGGAACACAAGCAGCUAGCAGACAUGGGAUCUGUGGCAGCCUUCAUGAAUCUGCUCCUAUGUGCCAUGCCACUCAUCUCAGGUGCUAACCCCGAGCUCAUUUCUUUGCCGUCCGUCGUGAACGGGAUCAGGGGCAAGCCGCUCUUUGUAGCAGUGGAAAAAAAUUUUAAUGAAGAAGGAGCGCAGUUCCAGGGCACCUGGUUUCAGCUCAGUCCUAAUCCCAGUCAUCUGGUCACAUUCGAUAACAGUAAAGUGAUCCACGACAUGGUCCUGAGGGAAACACUGGAGCAUAUCACUCCACCCAACAUCUCUCUGAACUUCACGUCUUUGGAUGAAGCAGAUGAGGGAGACUACCAGCUAAAAAUCAACAUCAUCCUCAAUGGUCAGACAGAAUCAGAGACUGUUAUCAAGAAUGUGAAGAUCACAGUGAACGUGCCUCUCUCCAUCCCUGUGGUUGAGACAAGCCACAAAGGCACACUAGUGGAAGAUCAGGACAACAUUACUCUGACCUGCACUGUGGAGAAAGGAACUAAUCCUAAGUAUGAUUGGUUCAGAAACAACUAUGUGGUCAUCCCAAGCAAGCGUCAUAUCUUCUUGCAGGACAACAGCAUUCUGCACAUCAACCCAGUGAAGAAGGAGGACAUUGGUGCAUACAGUUGUGCGGUCCAUAACCCCAUCAGCCAUUACCAAAGUGAAGACAUGGAGCUCAGUGUGUUCUAUGGCCCCUACAACCUGGAAGUGAACUGUGAACAGGGUCUGAAAAUUGGCGAGGUGUUCACUGUAAAUAAGGGCGAGAUGGUGUUUUUCGACUGCCUGGCUGACUCGAACCCUCCCAACACCUGCGUGUGGAUCUCUAGAAACGACAACAGCACAGAAGUGCUCAUGACCGGCCCUCGCUUUGAGCUUGCUUCUCACACUCUGGGCCAUGCAACAAACUUCUUGUGCAGGGCUUUUAACAACAUAACCAAUAAACAGGAUGAGACUCAGUUCACGAUCGUGGUGGCCAAUCUUGGCAAAGAAAGAGAAAAUCUUGUCCAGGAGGAAACCGCAGUGUCUUCUUUAGCCGUCAUUGCAGUCUUCUCAUUGCUCAUUAUUGUCUGCAUGUUAAUUGUGCUCUUCUGGAAGUCCUGCCAUCCGUCAAAAGCAUUCAUGAAGAUUUAUAGCAGGCCUAUCCCAGAACAGAAAGGUCUACACCGCUCAGGUCAUGAGGAUGCUACUGAAGAUUUUGGCAUCUAUGAGUUUGUUUCCAUACCUGAGAAAAUGGAGUCCAGGGAGGCAUCGUGCAGAUCUCUGACACGGCUCGAUUCAGCCCGAGAUUUGCAUACCACCAUCUAUGAUGUCAUCAAGCAUGUUCCUGAAACUCCAACACUGAGUCUGAUGAAGUGAGCAACAGGUUCAACAGAAACGAGUAGGAUUUAGGAAAGUGUUUCUGCAAAAAAAAAAAAAAAAAAAAAAGCACUGGCGAUGCUGGUCAAUGCCAGCCUUUCUUUAUUUCUUUCUAUCAUCACUUGAAUAUGGUUUGACUCUUUUAAUAUUUUAUAAUAUAAAAAGCCCUUCAUGGAUCAUGCCUAUAAUCCAAUGAAACAGAAAGGUGAUAUUUUUUAGAUAUUUAUUUGACAACAUAUUUCCCCCGGGGUUUUUGUACAUAGCUUUUCUUGGUUUUUGUUACCGUUAUCUUUUUGUCAUUGACGUUCAGCUUUAGUGGUAUUACUGGAUAUCUGAAAAGCUUUGCAAUAAUUAAGAUGUGAUUUCGAUAUCUGUUUAUACGUUACCAGCUUAAUCGAUACCUGAGAGUAUUUAUAUAUUUAUACAACAACAUCAAAUGCAGACUAGCCACUGCUUCAUCUGUCCUGCAUGUAAAUAUAUGCUUUUCUUUUUUUUUUUUUCUUUUUUAAAAAUUCUGAUACUGUAUUUUUGCACACUGCAGUGACAUUAUAUCUGCGGUAAAUGUCAGAGAAUUCAGAGAUGCUCUGUAUAUUACAUUGCAGACGCAAAUUGUUGCAAAUAUUCACAGCGUAUAAGAAUAAAGUGCUCUUUAUUUUGAAAAUAAAGAUUUAUUCCAGUCA
Messenger RNA from Hemibagrus wyckioides, 2142 nucleotides. It is a transcript of the gene hepacam2, whose product is annotated as HEPACAM family member 2. The record is from RefSeq and is a predicted model, not a curated record. Lineage: Eukaryota; Metazoa; Chordata; Actinopteri; Siluriformes; Bagridae. Bases 32 to 1462 code for a protein of 476 amino acids. The transcript has 9 exons.